CACAUCACCUGGAAAUACCAUAGUGACCACCUGGGACACUGUAGCAUCAACUGAGCAGCACCCUAACAAUUACCAGGAAUACCACAGCAACCCACUAGCAAUCACCUGGAAUACCACAGCAACCCCCUAGCAACACACUAGCAACCAACUGGAAUACCACAGCAACACCCUAGCAACACACUAGCAACCACCUGGAAUACCACAGCAACCCCCUAGUAACACACUAGCAACCACCUGGAAUACCACAGCAACACCCUAGCAACUGUUAUGCCUUGUGUUUUUGCCUGGUCUUGUGUGUUUUGUAUUCAUUCCAGAUUCCAUCCCGUGACUUCACCCCUUCCGCUCCCGGACCCUGCUGAUCCAUUCCAUUCCAUGGUUUCCUCUCCUCCCACCUGCUUAAAGAGGUCCGGAUGGCUUGGUUGAGCAGGAGACUUCCUCGUUGUAUUGCUGUUGUUUUUGUGUGCAUUUCGUUACCCUUGAGUCCUUGCUUGUUACUGACCACUGCUUUGUUUUGACUACGAUUUAGCCGGACCCUAAAACUGUAUAUAUCUUAUAUAUAUUUGUAAAUAGUAAAUGUGAACCGGCUGUAGGGAGUGGCUGCCAUUUUGCUUGGGAAAGGGUUUGUCUGUGUGUAUGGUUAGUCAGGGAGGUAGGUUAGCAUACUGUCUUUUGUUUCUUUUGUUUGUAUGUAGGGUAGGUAGUUGUGUUGGAAAGUUAGUGUGGGGUUGUUUGUUGUUUUGGCCUGGGCCAUUCCUGACGUUGUUGCCGGUGUGUUACAAACAACAGAUAUGAGAAAGCAGAAUUUUUAAUCAGUGGUUUCACUUUCAUUCUGCCUCCUGCGGACGUCUGCAGGGCACACCCGACCGCAUUAUCCUCAAAUAGAAAAGAGCAGUGUUGUAGAACAGCACUCAGAGAGAGAAAGAGAAAAAGAGCACAUCUGCCGCUGAACGGUUGUCUUACAAUGGAACACGAGAGAAUCUUUAGCAUUUUGGCAUCUGCUUCCCGUCUACAUGCAGGAAUCAAUCUUAGAGGUUCUGAGUCGUCAGAUGAAGAGGACGAGGAAGAUGGACAUAUAGUGUGCCAAGGAAUAUCUCUGAAAGUUUCUGCUGAAAUGGACACUGAGGAUUUCAACAUAGAGGAGGUGGCUGGCCUGGGCAGACCCUUCCAGCUCGGCAUGGCUUAUGAUUUAAGAAAACACAAACUCCUACCAGGGCUAACCUUGUGGGAUUAUGAAGGACUUCAGAAAAAAAUUUGUGUCAGUGACCAAUAUGACACCAAAUUCAACCUCUUGUCCUCAGACAGCAGUGACGAUAAGACAUCUACUCUGAAGAUAAGUUCCUACCUGAAAAUCGCUGCACUGUGCGGACUAGUGGACUUUAGUGGGUCAUUUACAUAUUUUACAGAUGAGAAAAAGUCUGAAAAGCAGGCAAAGCUUACGUUAUCAUACCACGCAACCACAAAAUUCAAGCAACUCUCCAUGGACCACCUGACUCAGAUAUCUUACUUGAGUGAGCUGAAAGGAACUGGAGCAACACAUAUAGUUGUAGCCAUCCUAUAUGGCGCUGAUGCUUACUUUGUGUUCGAAAGAGAACUAGAUUCACACGAAAACAAGUGGGAGCUGGAGGCAGAGCUAAAACUCACCAUCAAGAAUAUUUCGUCUUUAAAGCUAGACGUUAGCGGUGGAGGUUCAGGGGAAAAGAAGGACAGUGACAAGCACAAGUUUGAAAAAAUAAGCUGCACUUUCCAUGGGGAUUUUAAGUUAGAAUCAAAUCCGUGCACCCUUCAAGACGCAUUACAGGUGUACACAAAACUUCCACACAUGCUCGGAGAGAAAGGGGAACAUGCAGUUCCGCUCCAGGUAUGGCUCUAUCCUCUCUCCAAACUACCCAAGUCAAGACUGGAAGAAUCAGACUGUACCGUCAGGGAAAUAAGUGACAGUCUUAACACACGCAUGUCACAAGCCAUCGAUCGUUUGAAUAUGAUAGAAGGGAAACUUAAUGACCUCAUGAACGAUGAAGCCGCCAAAUCCUUAGCUUUAUUUCACUGCAAACUUCAGGAUCUGAAGCAGAAAUUCGCUCAGCACAAGGCAGACUUCAUGACGAACCUCGCUCAUCUGCUGCCUCUGAUUCGUGGGUAUGAAAAGGAAGAAAGUGACCUUGAUGAUCUCCUGCAAACUUAUGAGGAUUCCCUGUUCAACAGUCCUGCGAUGGACCGGUGGUUAGAGUACAGAAAGAUGGAAUCGGACGUGCUAGGAAGCUUCUUAAAACAGCUGCGAGAGGCCGGGGUCGACCUGGACGAAGAUCUUCACAUUCUCCUGUCGGACGCAGAAAUCGAAAAUGUGGUCAGUUUCACCUUCACAUCUCUGGAUUUGCCAGACAAAUUCCUGUCAGAUCUUGCGAAACCAGAUGAAGGUGAGAAAAAGAAGACACCUGAUGAAAUUCAGACGUGGUUAACAAGAGGCAUCAUUAAGACAAUGAGAAAGAACCUGAGCUUGUUCAAAGACCUGAAGAGAUCCAACAACGACAGACACACAAAAUUCAACGUGUCCUCCCAGAACAACCUGUUGAUCAGCGAUAGAAGCGCAAGAUCAAGCCACCACAAGAUCCACCCUGGAACAUGCAUCAUGUUGUACGAAGGAGGGUCAGAUGAACCCAUCUGCUUUACCCCUCCAACUAAACCUGUCUUCUCAGCCACUAUCGAUUCGAGUUCCCGCAGUAUAAUAGUGAAGUUGAACCCCAAAUGCAGGGCCACAACGAAGCGCACGCUGGAGUACAAGCCGAGGACGAAGGAGGGGUGGAAAAGUCUGGCUGUUCAGAGGGAUGAAGAGAAGUUGACAAAUCUGGAGUCUGGCAGCGAGUAUGAGAUCAGAUGCACUGCAGUGGGCAAACUGGAAGAGUUACCAGUCACCAGUGACAUCAUCAGCGUUCGCCCCUCAGACACCCUUGAAGGGACGGAAUAAAGAAUAGACAAAAGGGAAGUGCCCAACAGACGGGCUACAGCAUGUAGACAUUAUUAGAUGCUAGGCCACAGGUUCCCAGUCCUGGUUCUGGAGUACCUCCUACCCUGAACAUUUUAGUGAGUGCCCUCCUACCAACACAUACACAAUGUCUUGUUAAUGAGCUGAUUACUUGGAUCAGGUGUGUUGGGAGCAGAAGAAACACUGAAAUGUGCAGGGCAGGGGGUUCUGCAGGACCAGGGUUGGGAUCCACAGGGCUAGACUACAGCUAGAUGCCUGCCUAUAUACCGAGAUGCUAUAUCACGUACCUCUGCUCCUCUGACACAUAAGCCUGCCUGCCCCCCACAAAUUCCAAAUUCUAAAUUUUUGUUGUGUCUAACAAGAGUGUGCUGCAGAUGUAGGCACCAGAGGUGUGGACUCGAGGCAUUUGACUUGGACUUGAGGCUGACUCGAGUCACGAAUUUGAUGACUUUAGACUCAACUCGAGAACAUUGAGAAAGACUUGCAACUUGACUUUGACUUGUAUACCAAUGACUCUGACUUCAAAGUUAAGACUCGGAAAGACUCAAGAAAGUGGAAGAAACGUGGAGAGUCUGACUGCAGACGGGACUCUACAGAGUCAGUUACUUUUCAUGUGAACUCUGUUCAGCUCUGUUGUUUUCGUUUCCAAUGUCAUUUAAAUUCAAUUCAAACGCCAUUGGUUUUAGUUGGCUGAGCUGUUUUAGCGCUAAGCUAGUUUUUAUUUUAAUCCAGUGUGCCCAACGUCUUCAAACAUAAAGUUUUUUAAAUUAAGUCCAACAGUACUUUUAAAACUCUUUUCAUGUGUAGUGCACUACUCUGUGUAUACCAGUCUGUCACGCACUCUUAAGAAGGAUGGUUCUUCAAAAAAGAACCAGGAACACUCAAAGAACACUCUGCAUUAUUAAAGGGUUUACUGCCUCAUCUUAAAUUAGCUGAAGAAUGCAGACUGACUUUAGGACUCAAAGAUUAGGACUACUGACAAGGCACAAGGUACAGGAGACUCUCCUGUACUGACUCGGGACUUGAAUCGAGACUCGACUAUCGGGACUUGACUCAGGACUUGAGUGUCAAGAUUUGAGACUUACCUGUUACUUGCAACUUACUGACUUGUUCCCACCUCUUUUAGGUACUAAUAUGCAUGUAUUCUGAUGUAGGCAAAGUAUUGCAAUGUUGUUUGCUUGACAUAUA
Colossoma macropomum (tambaqui) is the source of this 4165-nucleotide messenger RNA. Its product is annotated as verrucotoxin subunit beta-like. The transcript is spliced from 7 exons. NCBI's taxonomy places the organism in Eukaryota, Metazoa, Chordata, Actinopteri, Characiformes, Serrasalmidae. The coding region runs from base 962 to 2959 and encodes 665 amino acids. The record is from RefSeq and is a predicted model, not a curated record.